AUGGUUACCCGUUGCGAUGGAAACCGUCGCCUUAAUACGGUGUAUAAGCCGUUGACUAAAGGCUGGUGGAGCGGGAACAGGCGUGUGGGGAACGGGGGAAGAGCAGACAAUGCUGCACCUGAGCCGGUGAUUGAUGACGGUACCGCCAUCGCUAUGAUUGCGAGCAGAAGGCACAGCGCGAUGUGGCGUGGCCCCAACUUCACUAAAAAUCUUCAAAACACA
Messenger RNA from Iphiclides podalirius (scarce swallowtail), 222 nucleotides. Lineage: Eukaryota; Metazoa; Arthropoda; Insecta; Lepidoptera; Papilionidae. The record is from the annotation of a GenBank genome assembly.